AUGGACCAUGGCCUUAGCCACGCGUCAGACGGGAUCGCUGAUGGGGUUGCCGCUGUGUGCACAGCGGUCAAGGGUUCGCACAUGGUGGCGAGUCAGUCCACCUUUGACCUGACAAGGGAUAUGCUUGCUGGGUGUGUGUACUUACGACACUCAACCAUUAGUAUCAUGACCACUACUACCAACCUCAUACGAACAUACUUUAUCCUCCCACUCUGUAUACCUAUUUCGUACAAAACUUCCCUCAUUUUUCCAUCGUCCACGUCCAUCAUCACAUCCCCCCACCUCCUGCUUCUCUCCUCAAUGCGCGCGGCAGGAUCAAUCACAAACACACCGAAAUAUCACCGAUGGCGUCCCACUCUGUACAUUGAUUGUCGGCUGGAAACUUCUUGGGAUCGACAAGCCUCCUUGUCCGCAUCCACAUCCACAUCCACGUGGAUUUCUUCGCCCACUGGUCUCUCGCGCCUCGCCUCGUCUCGCCUGGGUCUCGCCUCGCGUCCCCUAACCCUCCCCGAGUACUUUGGCCUCGUUACGACUCAACCGCCUUAG
This is a messenger RNA of Bipolaris zeicola 26-R-13, 546 nucleotides long. RefSeq lists its product as uncharacterized. The record is from RefSeq and is a predicted model, not a curated record. The transcript has 2 exons. Bases 1 to 546 code for a protein of 181 amino acids. NCBI's taxonomy places the organism in Eukaryota, Fungi, Ascomycota, Dothideomycetes, Pleosporales, Pleosporaceae.